GGCUCCACUGAAUUUUUGACAUGAGCAGUCCCAAGGGUAUCUCGUCCACCUCGCCAGGUCUGCCUCCCGUCCUGGUGAUCUCCAAUCCCUCGCCGGGCCAUACUGCAACAUCCAGCCUCAAUGUGCGAAAGACCAUGAAGCGCAAGGCCGAGAACGAACGCAGCACUGCUGCGGCCCUCCGUGGGCCGAAGAGAAGCUGCAUCGAAGAUCCUGAUUCUUCAUACCCUGUGGAUCUCCUGGACGACGGUGACGACGACUACGUCGACAACGAUGACGCCUCAGAGAGCGGCUCCCACUACGCCGCCACCCAGACGUCGACUCGUGCUGCCGACACACCGCUCACGCCGCUCUCUCCUGCUCGCAAGUUCCCGUCGGAAUUCAAGACGAUCAAGUGCACCUUCCCCGGCUGCGACAAGGCAUACAACCGACCUGCACGCCUAGCUGCGCACCUCAGAUCACAUUCGAACGACAGACCUUUCCGCUGCACAUAUCCAGACUGUGACAAGUCGUACAUCGAGGAGAAGCACCUCAAGCAACACAUCAAGGGCUCACACACCAACGAGCGCGAGCAUGUCUGCCAGGAACCAGACUGUGGCAAGAGCUUCUUGACAGCGACGCGGCUGCGGAGGCACCAAGCCGUACACGAGGGCCAGGAGCGCUUUCGAUGUCGAGAUUACCCGCCCUGCAACCAGACCUUCCGCAAGCACCAGACCCUCCAACGCCACAUUCGCUCUGACCACCUGAAAGUCUCGCCGUUUCCGUGCAACUACAAAGACGAAGAGACUGGAGUCGUCUGCAAGGCAGGCUUCGAGAACUCUGGAGCUUUGCGGCGGCACCAGGAGCGCGAACAUGGCGAGCUGAGGUUCUGGUGUGACGAGUGCAGCAAGGGCGCUGCAGGGGAGAGGGGAUCUCCCGGACGGGCGGGUUUUCCAUCUCUGGCUCUGCUGCAGGCGCACAUCAAGACUGCACACGUGGCUUGCAUGUUCUGCGGCGAGAUGUGCAACGGCCGAGAAUCCCUGGAGGAGCAUAUCGAAGUGCAACACUCGACACAGUCGACAGGCGGCGAGCGGAAGCGAGUCAGCUGCUCGUGGCCCGGGUGCAAGAAGACGUUUGCCAAGCAAGCGAACCUCAACGUCCACGUCCGCAGCGUCCACGAAGGGCAGCGCUUCAUCUGUGGCCAGGUGGACCUGUCCGGCACCCCAGACAUCUGCGCGUGGCCGCAGGACGACGGCUGCGGCGAGAGCUUCACCACCAAGGCGAACCUCGAGAAUCACGUCCGCUUCGUCCACCUGAAGUUCCAGCGGCCCGAGCGGGAACGACACUCGGAAGCAUCGAGGAGCGCAGCCAACCCUCUGCUGGACGCCCUGUCGGGAAGCGGCGCGAGCUUCCGGCAUACCAUAGCCUGCACUGUGGAAGGCUGCACGUUCAAGCUCGCUACAGCCGGCGAGCUCGAAGGGCAUCUGCAGAAGGAGCAUUCGCUCUUCAUGCCCACCAUGCACGAGACCCUCGAGAGCACGAGCGACCAGCUCAUACUAGACGCCACGGCCAUGAGCCCUGCUGCUGCUGCUGCGGCUGCUAUCAACGCUGCCGCCCAUGAUGCUACGGCAUCACUCUGGGAUAACGAAAAGGUCGAUCUCGACGACACCUUCUGGUAUGGUGGUGAUAUCGCCGGACCAGACUUUGCAACGCCGACUUAUGACGACGAAUGGAUGCGCGACGAGGCAGAGAUGAGACAGCUUAUUGGCGAUUCAGUGAGCACGGGCAACCACAGCAUCGCCCAUAACACUGACGCGGGAGGAGACAUCUCAGCGCUCGUGGAUCCCGCCUUAGGUGCCAUGCAAUGAUGAUCAGAGCGGAAAGAUUUGGCGUGUCGCAAAUGAUCGGAGAAAUAGCGAAGGGAGCCCCGGUGGGAUGGAAAGGCCUAUGAAGCAGAUCUGCAUGCUUCAAGGAAAGCACGUAUAAUGAGAGCACGAUAUUAUGACACAAACACAAAAGAGCACACAUUGUAGCAGCUAUGCAUGGAAGAGGGCACAUAGACUCACGACAAGAAAAUCCGAGAGAGAGGUAACGGGGAUCGAAUACAACACAAACUUUGCAGGCAUCUUUGCCGAGCUCACUCAU
Molecule: messenger RNA, 2121 nt
Organism: Microdochium trichocladiopsis
Lineage: Eukaryota; Fungi; Ascomycota; Sordariomycetes; Xylariales; Microdochiaceae
Exons: 2
Coding region: 21-1844 (607 amino acids)
Biological process (GO): regulation of transcription by RNA polymerase II
Cellular component (GO): nucleus
Source: RefSeq, a predicted model, not a curated record